Messenger RNA from Panicum virgatum (switchgrass), 1769 nucleotides. RefSeq names its product anthocyanidin-3-O-glucoside rhamnosyltransferase-like. Gene Ontology annotation, molecular function: UDP-glycosyltransferase activity. NCBI's taxonomy places the organism in Eukaryota, Viridiplantae, Streptophyta, Magnoliopsida, Poales, Poaceae. Bases 130 to 1572 code for a protein of 480 amino acids. The transcript has a single exon. The record is from RefSeq and is a predicted model, not a curated record.
CCUUCAGAUUACUCCCCCAUCUGACGCGCGGUUAUUUAUUUAUAGCACAGCUGAGUCGUACUUGAACUCGUACACACAGAGCCCCACGCACAAGCCUGAAACCGUAAAGCUAUUCGAUCGUCUGGUGCCAUGGCGGGCGGUGGAGAAGGCGGCGCCGGCGCCGGCGCCGGCGUUGUUCACGUCGUCAUGUUCCCCUGGCUGGCCUUCGGCCAUAUAAGCCCGUUCGUGCAGCUGGCGCGCAGGCUGCUGCUGGUCUCCUCCGGCGAGGCCGGGGUCCGCGUGACGUUCCUCACGGCCGCCGGGAUCGCGCCGCGCGUCGAGGCCAUGCUGGAGUCCGCCGCCGGCGCGGUGAGGGUCCUGCCCCUGAGCCUGCCCGAGGUCCCCGGCCUGCCCGCGGGGGCGGCGAGCACCGCCGACGUCUCCGCCGACUGCGCCGAGCUGCUGAAGCUCGCCCUCGACGGCACCCGGCCCGAGGUGCGCGCGCUGCUCGCCAAGCUCCGCCCGGACGCCGUGCUGGUCGACUUCGCCACCCCCUGGGUCUGCGACCUCGCCGCGCCCCUCGGCGCCAAGGUGCUCUACUUCGACGUCUUCUCCGCCGUCACCUUCGCCUACGUCGAGGUCGCGGUCGCGGUCGCCGCCGCCCACCUCGCCGACGGGCAGCGGCCGUCCUCCGCCGCCGGAUUAUUUCCUGCGGGCUCGGCGCUCGCCUCCGUGCCCGUGCUGCCCCACCCGGGACACGGGCUGGCAGCGGGCCUGGCGUACCUGCGCACCAACUUCUACGGCAUGCCGUCCGUGUACGACCGCAAAGUUGCCAGCGUCAAGGGCAGCGCCGGCAUCGUCAUGAAAACCUGCCGGGAGAUGGAGGGCCCCUACAUCGAUUACCUCUCCUCCCGGUACGGCGGCAAGCCCAUGCUCCUCGCCGGGCCCGUCGUGCCGGAGCCGCCGCAGGGCGAGCUCGAGGAGCGGUGGGCUAGCUGGCUCUCCUCCUUCCCGGACGGCGCCGUGGUGUUCGCGUCGUUCGGGAGCGAGACGUUCCUGCCCGCCGCCGCCGCGACGGAGCUCCUCCUCGGGCUGGAGGCCACCGGCCACCCGUUCCUCGCCGUGCUCAACUUCCCCAAGGGCGCGGACGCGGCGGCGGAGCUCGGGGCGCGCACCACGCCGGGCUUCGAGGACCGGGUGAGGGGGAGAGGGCUGGUGCGCACGGGCUGGGUGCCGCAGCAGCACAUCCUGCGCCACCGGAGCGUCGGCUGCUUCGUGAACCACGCCGGGUUCAGCUCCGUCGUGGAGGGGCUCGUCGCCGGCUGCCGCCUGGUGCUGCUGCCGAUGAAGAACGACCAGUACUUGAACGCCGCGCUGUUCGCGCGCGAGCUCCGCGUCGGGGUGGAGGUGGCGCGCCGGGACGAGGACGGGUGGUUCGGGCGCGGGGACGUGGCGGACGCUGUCGCCGCGGCGGUGGCCGCGGGAGGUGACGGAGAUGCGGCCAAGUGGAGGGACUUCUUUACUGCCGAGGCCGUGCAGAACAAGUUCGUGGUUGACUUCAUCAGGGAGCUAAACAAGGUCGUCAGGGCAUAAGCCUGUCUCAAUAGGGUUUCAUGGGAUGUGCAUCACCAUAAAACUCAUCUGACAUAAUUAUCUAAUUAUCAGUCUAGGUAAUUGUAUUCAUGAAACUCCUAAUGAGACUGACCUAGAACAUGCAAGGAGCACAAAAGAAUAUGAUAAGCACAAAAUAAAUUGCAGUGGUGGGAGCAGGUAUGCUCAUCUUGAUUCAA